GCAUUUUCCACGCUUUUGGGGUGUGCUAUAAAAUUCCAUCGCACGCGGCUUUUUAACCCUCAAUUUUCCGCAGCAUUUCACAAUCGCAGCAAACCGGUCAUUAAUUGAAGUAGGAGUACCUUUGAGUGCAGUUCGAACAUGUGCAUCGCAUCCCAGCCUACUUGGUUAGUUGUGGGCAGUUGUAAAUUCAGCAUAAUCGAGGGUUUCCCUGUCUACAUCUGGCUCGUGGCUCGGGAUGGUCCCUCUCUCUCUAUUGCCCGCCUAAUCAAUUUGGUUGAUUACAGUGAUUCCCGGAAGAGGGCGGGAAUCGGGACCAAUUCGGAUAGUACAAAAGCAUUGAGGCGACGAGGCCGUUCGCAUAGAGUUCGACAAAAUGUUGAUGGAAAACUGUCCCAUUAUCAGUGUAAACGUUCGAGUUUGGCAAUUCUGGGGCUAUCUGCAGCGGCCUAAGUGGUACAUGUACUUGGUCGGAUGCGUCCCGGUGACGGUCCUAAAUGCGUUUAUGUUCGCGAAUUUGUUCAAUGUUAUUUUCUCUGGGCAAGGCGACAUGAAUACAAUCAUCAUCGAUGGCUAUUUUACGGUGCUUUAUUUCAACCUGGUGCUGAGGACCACUUUUCUGAUGAUCAAUCGAGAGAAGUUCGAACAGUUCUUGGAGGAGAUUGCUGAUGAAUACUCAGUCUUGGAGAAACGGAACGACGUUCGGCUGCUGCUGGAACAGUUGACUCGGCGCGGCCAAAUUUUAUCGAAAUCAAAUCUUUGGCUCGGGGCGUUCAUUAGUGCCUGUUUCGUGACCUACCCGCUGUUUUCGCCGGGCAACGGCCUGCCUUAUGGGAUGUUUGUGCCCGGGGUCGAUGUCCAUGCCAGUCCCAUCUACGAGAUUGUGUUCGCGCUCCAAAUUUAUCUCACAAUUCCGGCGUGCUGUAUGUAUAUCCCUUUUACCAGCUUCUACUGCACCAGCGCCCUAUUCGGACUGGUCCGGAUUUCCGCAUUGAAACGGUCGCUGGAACGGAUCCAACAGUUCAAUGACUCCGAAAGUUCGCUGCUCGCCAAACUGAAAGAAUGUUUCCGAAAGCAUAAAGAUGUCAUCAAAUACGUUGCUGAUUUAAACGGACUGGUAACCUACAUUUUUCUGCUUGAAUUUUUGUCCUUCGGGUUGAUGCUUUGUGCUCUACUUUUUCUGCUCAGUAUCAGCAAUCAGCUGGCCCAGAUGACAAUGAUUGGCUCGUACAUAUUCAUGAUUCUGUCGCAGAUGUAUGCUCUCUAUUGGCAUUCGAACGAGAUUCGUGAACAGAGUUUGGAAAUCGGUGAUGCGAUGUACUACAACAGUGCCUGGCUCAACUUUAGCGUACCGUCUAAAAAAUCAAUUAUGUUUAUGAUAGCUCGUGCUCAACAACCGUUGGCGAUCAAGGUGGGAAACGUUUUUCCGAUGACUUUGGAGAUGUUCCAGGCCCUGCUGAAUGCAUCGUACUCGUACUUUACUCUGCUAAGGCGUGUUUACAAUUAGAGUGGACACAUCUUAUCUCAAACAAAUACACUCACUCAACAUAUUUGUUGGUCUGCUUAAAGUUCAACAGAUGUUUAUGUCUGAGUCAGACUUUAAAGGUUUAGUUAAGCACGCCACAGUUAUCUUACGCGAUAAAAUAAAAUUCAUUCUA
Molecule: messenger RNA, 1655 nt
Organism: Uranotaenia lowii
Lineage: Eukaryota; Metazoa; Arthropoda; Insecta; Diptera; Culicidae
Product: odorant receptor Or2-like
Exons: 7
Coding region: 374-1504 (376 amino acids)
Biological process (GO): sensory perception of smell; detection of chemical stimulus involved in sensory perception of smell
Cellular component (GO): plasma membrane
Molecular function (GO): odorant binding; olfactory receptor activity
Source: RefSeq, a predicted model, not a curated record